Molecule: messenger RNA, 3877 nt
Organism: Panthera uncia (snow leopard)
Lineage: Eukaryota; Metazoa; Chordata; Mammalia; Carnivora; Felidae
Gene: TTC39B
Product: tetratricopeptide repeat domain 39B
Biological process (GO): regulation of cholesterol efflux; cholesterol homeostasis; negative regulation of cholesterol storage
Molecular function (GO): protein binding
Source: RefSeq, a predicted model, not a curated record
AUGGAUGCUCUGCUUGUCUGCGGGCGCCGGGGGCGGGGAAAGACUCGCUCUGCUGGGCGCUGGCCCCGCCCGCGACCCGGCGGGAGCCCGGGGCCGCCCCCUUCCUCCCUCACUGGCGCUGGGCUGAGUCCCGAGUCGAGAAACCUCGCAGGCUCUGAGCUCCCUGUCUGGGUUUUGGGUGGCUGCAGCCUGAGGAGGAACAUGGCGCUCGUAGGCAACGGAGCAGAGCUGGAGGCGGACGAGGACAUCUUUGAAGAUGCAUUGGAAACCAUCUCUAUGUUUUCUCGCACAGAUAUGGCAGCAAGCAGCCAACCCUUUGCAUCACUUGACACAAAACAGCCCACUGGACGGCACGGAUCAUCUAACGUGAACAGGUCAACAUCAGUGAAGGUGGAUCUCAAGUGUGGCCUAGAAGAAUGUUCAGUGGCAUUGAACUUAUUUCUGAGUAACAAAUUCACGGAUGCCUUAGAGUUGCUUCGACCAUGGGCUAAGGAGAGUAUGUACCAUGCCUUGGGCUACAGUACUAUUGUGGUGUUGCAGGCCGUCCUGACCUUCGAGCAACAGGACAUCCAAAAUGGCAUUUCUGCCAUGAAGGAUGCAUUACAGACCUGCCAAAAAUACAGGAAAAAAUGCACAGUUGUGGAAUCGUUCUCAAGUCUUCUUUCUAGGGGCUCAUUGGAACAGCUGACUGAAGAGGAAAUGCAUGCCGAAAUCUGUUAUGCCGAGUGUCUCCUACAGAAAGCAGCACUCACGUUUGUGCAGGAUGAAAAUAUGAUCAACUUCAUCAAAGGUGGACUCAAAAUUAGGACAAGUUACCAAAUAUAUAAAGAAUGUCUUUCUAUCCUGCAUGUAAUUCAGAAGAACAAAGUUGAGCAGCAGUUCUUCUAUGAGUUUGAAGGGGGUGUCAAGCUUGGAAUAGGUGCCUUUAAUUUGAUGCUCUCCCUUUUACCAGCACGGAUUAUCAGACUACUAGAAUUUAUAGGAUUUUCUGGAAACAGGGAGUUGGGGCUCCUGCAGUUACAGGAAGGCGCGUCAGGAAGAAGCAUGCGGUCCCCACUGUGCUGCUUAACUAUUCUAGCUUUCCACACUUAUAUCUCCCUGAUACUUGGUACAGGAGAAGUGAAUGUUCUGGAAGCAGAGAGUCUCCUUGCACCCUUCCUCCAGCAGUUUCCAAAUGGCUCCCUCAUGUUGUUUUAUCAUGCCCGGAUAGAGCUGCUGAAGGGAAAUGUGGAAGAGGCACAAGAGAUACUUCGAAAAUGCAUUUCAGUUCAAGAAGAAUGGAAACAGUUUCACCAUCUCUGUUACUGGGAGCUGAUGUGGAUUUAUGUGUUUCAACAAAACUGGAUGGAGGCAUAUUACUAUUCUGAUCUGCUUUGCAAAGAAAGUAAAUGGUCCAAGGCAACAUACGUAUUCUUGAAAGCUGCAAUUUUGAGUAUGCUUCCAGAGGAGGAUGUCAUAGCAACUAAAGAGGAUAUAGUCAUCUUAUUCAGACAGGUGGAGAGUCUGAAGCAGAGAAUUGCGGGGAAAUCCAUCCCCACCGAGAAGUUUGCUGUGAGGAAGUCUCGACGUUACUCCUCUUCGUUGCCUGCACCUGUGAAGCUCGUCUUGCCCGCCCUGGAAAUGAUGUAUGUCUGGAAUGGUUUUCCAAUAGUGAGCAAGAGAAAAGACCUUUCUGAAAAUCUGUUGGUAACUGUUGAAAAGGCUGAGGCUGCUUUACAAAAUGAAAGUUUGAGCGACUACUCUGUGGACGACGAGUGCCUGGUGAAGCUGCUGAAAGGGUGCUGCCUGAAGAACUUGCAGCGGCCCUUGCAGGCAGAGCUGUGCUUCAACCACGUCAUCCAAAGUGAAAAGCUACUGAAGUAUGACCACUACCUAGUGCCAUUUACUCUGUUUGAGUUGGCCUUUUUGUACAAAAGCCAAGGGGAAAUUGACAAGGCCAUAAAGACCCUAGAAACUGCAAGAAACAACUACAAAGAUUACUCCAUGGAGUCCAGACUACACUUUCGAAUUCAGGCAGCUCUUCACCUGUGGAAAAAAACUUCCUCAGAUUGAUCAGAACAUGAAGGAUGGAAUUUUCCCUCAGCACUGGCAUCUGCUGUAGAUCAGGCCUUUCAUUAAAGUGGAAAAGUGAUCUUGCGAAUGAGAGACAAAAAACUAAUUUUAUUGUCAAUAUUUUCUAUCAUCUCUGUGGUUUACUGUUGAUCUGUGUCUGUGUGUUUUUUUUUUUUUCCUAUGAAACGAUGUUCAAUAUCGAGUACUGUCUAGAAAAUUCUUAUAUUUUGCCUCUCCGAAAAGAAUUUCAUAUUAGAUUUGAAUUGGAGAGUGAAGAAGUCUUUUAAAGGACUCACAAAAUAAUGAAGUCUAAUUAGAUUAUUUAUUUUUUUAAUGUGGUAAUUAAUGUUUAAGUAGCAAAUGGCUUAUAAGUUGAGCCAUUUUUAGGUUUGUUGGUCAGAGAUAUUUUGUUGCUUAGUAUUUAAAUGUAAGAGGGGAAAUAAAAAUCACCUACAUUCAAAAAAGAUUAACAAUAACCUGAAGUGUCCUGAAUAAGACACUUAUUGGGUGCAGUGGGUGUGAAUAGGGACAGGAUAAUGUCCUUAAUAGGAUGAAGGGAACUAUAUCUAGAAAAGAUGGUGACAUAUUAGGUUUUGUUUUGUUUUGUUUUUUAUUCUUCAUGUAUGUUAAAGGUAGUGACAUUUUUGAGAGACUACCCUUUUUUUUUGAAUGUACUUAAGUCUGUUAUAAUAACAAAAUUCAAAAAACUAAAGGGAAGAUAAGUCAUAUUUUAGAAAUUAUCCUCAACCUUAGCAAUGAGAGUCUACAAUACAUAUGUUGGUUAUUUUUGUCUAUAGGAAGUAAAUUUCCUGCUGCUUUAAAUGAUAUGUAAAAUAUCAAUAAUUUUUAUACUCGUGAUGUUGGUGAGUGAGAUCUAAUUUUCUAAUCUCUCUAGCACUGUGAUGGUUCCUUGUAAAUAGCCGGACUGUGCUUCGUCCUUGAACUAGGAAACACAAUCAGGACAGGAUGCAGCGGAGAGCCUGGCUCUGCUACUGAUUAGCGGUCAUUGGGGUGACCUUUAGGGAGCCCCCUGCUCUCUGUAUCAGUGUAUUUUCCUCAUCUGUGAAAUGGCAAAAGCACAGAUGUCUUUCUAGGUCUCUCUCAGUUUUAUAACGGUCAGUCUGUGUAUUAGGUAUUUUCAGCAAACAAUGUCAAGCUGUUCAGCCCAAACUAUUUCCACAAAGUAUGUGUCCUGUUUUGCAGUCAUCACUGUCUGCCCCCACUUCCGCCAUUUGUGUGUACUGGGGCUAAUGACAAGAUGGCAUCCAGGGCGAGGAAAGACAAUUCAUGGAUCCAUGGAUCAGGGUUUUGUCCUAUUUCUAUUCUGUGUUGAAGAAUAACUUACAUGGAAGCUGGAAGCCUCUGCAGUUUAACAGAAACAGCCCCAGAUUGGGAGUCAGGAGCCCGUCUCUGUUAGUCCGUUGUUCCUUGACAUGGAGCAAGUCUCAUCCUUUCUGGGACUCCGUCUCCCCAGUGGGGAUAGCAGCGCAGUGCUUGGUGCUUGCGACGGCUCGAUUAGAUAAUGCAUAUGAUGGCUUUUUGUAAACUGCGAGAGGCUAUGGGUUGCUGUAAUAAUUCUGAUUUUUAUGCACUGAUUACAAUAUCAACACAAAAGUAUUGGCUGAGUUUGUGGUCUCUGAUGUAAAAUGAAAGAAAUGUGUGAAAUUCAGACACCUUUAAAUUUAUUCAUGUGUCUGGCAUAACCCAGAUUAUGAACUUGCUCGUUACUGUUUGUUUCCUGCUACGUAAUUCUGUACCUAGCAGGUAUUUGGUCUUGUUUUCUUAUUAGGUACUAAUUCUUGACCAAUGCUGAGGCUGUCUUUCC